Closterium sp. Naga37s-1 is the source of this 1458-nucleotide messenger RNA. NCBI's taxonomy places the organism in Eukaryota, Viridiplantae, Streptophyta, Zygnematophyceae, Desmidiales, Closteriaceae. The record is from the annotation of a GenBank genome assembly.
AUGGCUCCUGCCAAACCUUCCACCGCUCGCGCUAGUCCUCCCUCAUCCCUAGUAUCGGUACUCCUCCUCUUCACCCUACUCCUCGUCGCUCGUCAAGCCUCGGCCGCCAAUCUCCCAUUGGACGGCUGUCAGUGCGGCAAGCUACGGGGCUUGGAGCGAGCGCGAAAUAACGCCGUUAAUUUCCGGCGGUUCGAGCAGAUCGGGUCGUUCAACGGCGCCUUCAACAGCCACGGCGGCCGCCUCGUGCCUCACGAGCACGGCUCGGGCUCGGUCAAUCUCGAGGUCUACCAGGAGGUCGGAAACUACGUGGAAGUGGUGCGAGGCCGCCCGGGCAGCACGCUCGAGGGGUGCUGCGCGGCGUGCGCGGCGUCCCCACUGUGCCUGCAGUACCACUGGUUCCCUAGCGCGCAGCAGCGCCGCAACGCCAACGUGCGCGGGUUCGUGGCGGGCGCGCAGUGCUACCUGCUGGGCGCGGACGGCGGAGCGGGCGUGGCGGGGCACUUCAAGACGCCGUACAGCGGCGAGGCGGAGGAGCAGCGCAUCAUGGCGCCCUACUUCCCGCAGAGCUGGGUGGGCGGAAUCUGCAACACUUCCGCCAUCCCCGCCUCCCCGCUCACACUCCGCCGCCCCACCCAAUCCGACCUCGCCACGCUGGACCCCGACAGCCAGCUCAGCAACACCUUCUGCCUACUCAGCGACCGCCGAAUCCACGUCAACAUCCGCCUGUCCGGCUACGACCCCGACCGCCUGCCCGCCCUCCCCGCGGACCCCCUCUCCGCCUCCGCUUCCUCCGCCUCCCUGCGCGGCCAAUCGGACCCCACCGCGCGCGCGCAUGUCCGCGCACACGGGUCCGCGGGGCUGCGCGCAUGGAUCAAGGAGGUGGGCGUGGUGUGGGUGGGGCACGAGGGGCGCCCGCACACGCUGCGACUCGUCGCGCGCGGGGGGAAGCAGCAGGCGCGCGGGCGCGAGGGCUUCCUCGCACUGGCGGAGAUGGACGGCGUGCAGGUCGCUGUCCCCGCGGAGGUGGGCGCGGCGGCGGAGGGCGCGGGGGGACUGGUAGUGGCGAAGGUGGCGGAAGAAACGGACGGGGGGAUGGAUGUAGACCAAUACGCGGUGAUGAUUCAGGGGCUGGCGGAGAUCAACGUGCGCGCGAGCGUGGCGCAUCCCCUCCUGCAGAGCAUGGGGGAGGCGGAGGCGCACUUCAUAAUCGAGUUCAUGGACCUGCAGACGACGCCCGCCAUCCAUGGCGUGUUGGGGCAGACGUUCCGGGAGACGCCUGACGGGCAGCACAGGGACCUCACGUACUCGCAUCUGUCUGGGCUGCUGCUGCGCGCGGGGCAAGAGGGGGAUAAGGGGGAUGGGUUCCUGGAGGGUUCUGCUGGGGACUAUGUGACCUCGACUAUCACCCGGCCGGAUUGCGCCUUCUCUGCCUUCCCCUCCAUCCCCCUCCCUGCUUGA